GCUAAGAGCACCGUAUAUAGCCAAAAUAUUCUGCUUUCAAAGUUGGAAGAUCGGAGAGACUCGAGAAUCAUGAAAAUCACGCUGUCCCUUCCUGUACUGAUAGUACUGGCUCUCUCAGUUUGCUGCUACUCUUAUGAGCCAAGUACUUUACCUGAUACAAGAGACAAACAGUUUAUUGAGGAGUGUGUGACGGUUCAUAACCAUUUUCGGUCCCGGGUGAAUCCAGCAGCCAGCAACAUGCUUCACAUGAGCUGGGACCCAGAUUUGGCAAAGACAGCCAGAGCAUGGGCAAAGACAUGUCAGUUUAAACAUAAUAUCUAUCUCAAGAUACGCGGGAAGGCCCACCCUACCUUUACUUCUGUUGGAGAAAACAUCUGGACUGGCUCUCUUCGCAUGUUUUCUGUGACUGCAGCCCUCACUAACUGGUACGAUGAGUUCAAACACUAUACCUAUGGCACUAACACUUGCACCUACAUGUGUGGCCAUUACACUCAGGUUGUUUGGGCAACAAGUUACAAAGUUGGCUGCGCUGUUCACUUUUGCCCUACAGUAACAGGGUUUGCGGGAUCUAAUGCAGCACAUUUUAUUUGCAACUAUGGGCCAGCUGGGAAUUAUCCAACACAGCCUUAUAACGCAGGAGCAGCAUGCAGCAAAUGCAACGGUGAGAAGUGUGUGGAUAAGCUAUGUGAAAAUCCAGAGCGUGAGAAAGUCAUAAGUAACUCUGGGUGGUAUCCAGACUGGGAUAAAGCCAUGUGUGACCAAUACUGUAUCACUAUUCUAGUUUUAAGGCCAUCAUUAAUUGUAUUGACUUUUGGAGCUGUUUGGUUUCUACAGAAGCAUUAUCCCCAAUUAUCUAUAAGUGACUAAUAUGCAUUUGAAAGAUUGCAGGAAUACUUCAGGCUAUUCUACUCCUAUUCCACAUGCAGAUUUCCCCUAAUCCACAUGCAGAUUUAUUAGUGCAGGGAAAUCUAACACAAUGAUCUGUAGAAUGAGGCCUAGUCUAUUAAUGAUGAGUGCAUUUAUCUAUUUUCAAAUCACAUGCAAAAAAAGCCACCCACAACCCUUAAUCCAAGGUAAUUAUCUGAAUAUAGGUGAAGGCUCACUGUAAUUUGCUUGGUUAAGGGCCAGAGUUAAGGGCAUGCAUUCACCCUUCUCUUUUACAUGCUCUGAUAUUUGAGGACCUAACUGCACAAGCUUGAUGACAUAUUAACAUGUAGCUAAUUGCUGCUGUCCUUACCCAAAGGAGUAGUCCAAUAGAAGUCAAUUGGACUACUUAUGUGAGUAAAUGAAGCAAGAUUUGGCCUGUAACCUUUUGCAUUUGACACUGUAGGUGUUUAGUUUUUGUUUAAAUGUUUGAGGGGAUGAUGAGAAGAGUCACAAAUUCCUUAGCUAGCAGGCACCCUCAGUCCAGCCACAGGCCAUCUGGUGCCCAUCCUCAUCCUCCUGCUCCUGUCAUAUGUGCAUUUCUUGACAGGCACCAGUUAGCAACAGGUGACUAGUGUUUGUUAGUACUGCGGGCUGAGCACCGGAUAUACCUGCGCAUUUAUUGAAAUGUGCAUUCCCUCCCAGAGCAUGCGAAGUGUAAACAUUUGUAACUGUAAAGCUACUGAUUAGAUUUUCUUCACUUAGAUCUUUUGAUUAGAUUGUGAGCUCUUUGAGACAGGGACUGGGUGGAAAGCACCUAGCAUGUUGUGGGUACUACCAUAUUAUACCAGAAUAUAAAGAACAAUAGGCUCAUGCUUUUUAGAGUUUAAUGAAGUCUAAAAGCAAGUCAAAUAGAAGAAAAUACUUCAAACGUUCAUUAAAAGUUACCUGUUUCAC
Emys orbicularis (European pond turtle) is the source of this 1821-nucleotide messenger RNA. RefSeq names its product glioma pathogenesis-related protein 1-like. Bases 70 to 867 code for a protein of 265 amino acids. The transcript is spliced from 6 exons. Gene Ontology annotation, cellular component: extracellular region. The record is from RefSeq and is a predicted model, not a curated record. Lineage: Eukaryota; Metazoa; Chordata; Testudines; Emydidae.